This is a messenger RNA of Homarus americanus (American lobster), 2083 nucleotides long. RefSeq lists its product as uncharacterized. Lineage: Eukaryota; Metazoa; Arthropoda; Malacostraca; Decapoda; Nephropidae. The record is from RefSeq and is a predicted model, not a curated record. Bases 849 to 1916 code for a protein of 355 amino acids. The transcript has 3 exons.
GGAGACCCAGGGAAAUUGGGGUUUUUGGGUGGGGAGAAAACGAAAACGAGUCAUCUAACCUAACCCCUAGCCGGGGGCUCCACCCCCGGACCCCCGGUAGGCCUAGCUUAGACUAACCUAAAUGUGUCAGUAGUUAAAAGCUUUGGGGGGCGCCAUGUCCGAAAGUACAAUACCUUAGUUAGAUGUGGAAGGACCAGGGAUACGUAAGAAUUGGAUAAAAUGUUCGUCUUUCUCAUAAAACUCUGCAAUAAACUUGAAAUAAUUGUAGGAGCACAAAUGACAACCAACCUCCACCACUGCCAUUGUGAGACUGGUCAAUGAAAUUAUCCAGGCUGCUUCCUUUGAAAAAAAUCAAAUGUGAGUUGGUAAAAAAAAAUUUGCGUGAUCAUAUCGAUACAUCAUUGGUCACGACUGGAUGACAUCAGUCAAUAUUGCGCAUACGUGAUGUGCCGUUAACAUCUCCACAGAAACGAAGGCUGAAAACUACGUAAAAUCAAUUAAAUUCAAUUGUGUCACUAUUAUCCAUUUCCGCCAUGUAUAUAUGGGGUUCAAGAUGCUCAGAAUAGUGAGAUCUAAAUUUUUCAAUAGUUUAUAACUUUUGGGCACACUAUUCUAAAUUAAAAUAAUGCCUUAUCAUUAUACAAGAGAAAUAUCCAUGAGCUGGAACACUUGUUGCAGAGCCCUUCCACGAAUGAGAGAUUUCCAGGUAACGAGACAACUCUCUCAACCCUGAAAAUAUCCCCCAUCCCUGGAAUUUUUCUGGGUACUGAGAAAAGUUUCUUGGAAUUCUCCGUCCCCCGACUAGGAAGUUAGAAGUAAGUUGCGAUCCCCCAGCUGUCACUACAAAAAUGGCAGGGGGUGUGUGCCCUUUCACGCUGACAAGGGAGUUGUUGUACCACACAUUCCUGACUGGGGUCGUACUUUUGUUGGUUGUGACUCAGGGUAUUCUUCUCGAUGUCUACAUCCUCAGCAAUGAUCACACUGCCAUUAAAAACUACUUUUGGCUCAUACCAGACUUUCUUUUGAUAUUUGCCUUUGUUGCUGCAAUGUCAAGUGGUUAUAAGAGUUGUAAACAUGAGAGAUCCUCAAAAGAGAAUCCCAAGAGAAGUGACGCAGGCCACCGUAGAGGUAAAGUUCCGAUACACGUGAAGAUGCUGGGACUGUAUUCUUUGCCAGUUUUUGUCUGGUUAGCAUAUUCUGGUUUAUUGGUUGCUAAAGUUGUUAUUAUUUUUAAGUCUGAAAUACCCAAUAAGAUAAGUACAAGUGAUGCACUAAGUCCUCAGCUGUUGAAAAUUGUACUAUCAUUAACUUUUGUGAUCUUUGCCCUCCUUGUUGAAGGUCAGACUAUGACAGAGGCCAACAGUGAACGUAAGCGCUACAUACAAUCUCUCUCUCAUGGAACAGCUUUUGAGAUUUUAGAUUCAGUUACUUUCCUCUCCCUAAUUAUCCAGCCAGAAUCUAAAUUAGUGUUACCUUUGCACUUGGAAAAUGCAGUGAUUGCAUUUUCUUCUAUGAAUUUUAUUUUUCCAGCCAUAGCUUUAGUUAAAUUAAGUCGCAGUAAUUAUGGUCAUAGUCCAUUAUGCUUAGUCUCUUCAAUUACAUACAAAAUGUGCCAUUUGUGGCUUAUUAACUUCACCUACUUUGUCAUUCGAAUAUACCUUUUGGCAGGCAUAUCACUUUCUGUAUCUCCUUUUAUUGUUAAAAAUUUAUACCAUAUAUUUUCAAUUAUGAAAUCAGUUUGGGUUGACUUCAAGCAGUUGCGAUUAGUGAUGGGGGACUACUUUGAUAAACGGCGGCGUGUGUACACAGCAACAGAAGCAACUGGUGGGGCCAGUCUUAACACUGGCAAUAGUAGCAAUGAUUGGACAUCAGUCAGUGAUAAGUUUGAAGAAAUUGAUCUCAAGCAUGAUGCUUAAAGUACCCAAUGGUAAUGAGGUACCUGUAAUGGGGAAUCUUUACAUCUUAACCCUCUCGCACAUGAGAUAAGUUUUAAGUUUUCCAGUUCCAAGAUCACAUCUCUGAGGCCCCAAGGGCAGGCGAGACAGUGCACAGUGAAUAUUUUUUUUUUGCUUUAUCGAUAACC